GCGCAGUCGACUGACAGUCACGGCCAAUCAGCAAAGCGCGGCGGUUGUUGUUGUUAAUUUAAUCAAUUUCUCUUAUUAUUGUUCAAUUAUUUCGAAAAUAUAUUGAACAUAGUUUAGAACAAGUGUUGUGGUAAAAUUGGAUCCUAAAAGAAAUUGUUAAAUUACAAAAGCCAAUGGCUCCAGAUCCAGAUAGAAGACACGUCAGUUUUCCUUAUCUGAAGUACCCACCACUCCGCGAUGUGGAUCCUAAGACACCUCAACAAUGGAUCAAGGGCAAACAGCUUCAGGACGGAGCUGAAGACCUAUGGAGAAUCCACGAUGGUCUCUACGAUAUGACAGAUUUUAUUAAGUCGCACCCAGGUGGAUCAGAAUGGCUUCUUAUUACUAAGGGUACCGACGUAACAGAAGCGUUUGAAACGCACCACUUGAAAGGAACCGCGGAAACGAUCCUUCCAAAACACUUCGUAAAAAAAGCGAAAACUCCCAGAAAUUCCCCAUUUACCUUCAAAGAGGACGGAUUUUACAAAACACUGAAAUCAAAGGUUUCUGAAAAAGUAAAAGAAAUACCAAAGGAUAUAAGAAAAAAGAGCGAUGUCGUCACCGAUAUUUUGUUUAUCGGUCUGAUUGUUUUAAGCCCCCUUUGUUGUUGGGUUUGGAGCAAAAGUUAUGUUUUUGGAGCUGCGUUUAUUCUUGCGAAUGGCUUGGUUUUGAGCGGAUUAACAGUAUGUGCUCAUAAUUAUUUCCACCGGACGGACAGUUGGAGAAUGUACUUGUUUAAUCUUAGUGGAAUGUGUUAUUCAGAUUGGCGAAUAUCUCACGCGCUAUCACAUCAUUUACACACAAACACGUUACAGGACAUCGAAAUAAGCAUGAUAGAGCCUUUCUUAGUGUUUACUCCUUAUAAAGAUAAAACCAUUUUGGCACAGUUGGGCGCCUUCUAUUGGCCACUUAUAUACACAUUUUCCACCUUGACACUUAUGAUUAAAGGAAUGAUAACAAGUGUCAUCAAGCACGAAGGUAAAACAAUAAAAUGGUCUGAUAUGAUUGCGUUCUUCCUGCCUGUUUGGAUGUGGUUGUUCGGAGGGCUCUCCUUACCCUGGACAUUACUUAUGUGGACAGCGACUUUAAUGACAGCGAGUUUCUUUUUUAUGGUCUUUGGCUUAACGGCUGGACACCAUUCGCAUAGAAACUUCUUUGAUGGAGACGUUCCAAGAGAGGAAUACAUGGACUUCGGAAUUCACCAAUUGGACACAAUAGUAGAACGCAUCGAAUACGCUGGGAACCACUUCAAGUCCAUCACGAGGUUCGGUGAUCACGCCUUACACCAUCUAUUCCCGACACUGGACCACGCCGAGCUCAAAUACCUCUACCCAACUCUCAUAGAGCAUUGUGAAAAAUUUGAAACUCAUCUCCGUACAAAUACGUUUUAUGAAGCCCUAAUAAGUCAUAGUAAACAAAUAAUUAGGAAGCGACCUAAUAAUUUUAAGGACAAUAAACUGCAUUAGGACUAGUUUUAGCUGUAAAAUAGGGUUAUUUUUUGUCUAGUCCCUUAUAUAAAAUAAAACCGAUCCCCCAGGGAUAGGUUUCAUUUUAUAUAGUUUUAUUUUCCCAUCGGAUCCCCAAUGCCCCUGCAUGAUUAAGAAUAAAUAUGAAUAUUUUAUUCCCACCUGAUACCCUAAUACUUACAAGUUUAUUUUUGGUAGGUACUGUGGUACAGUCAUCAAGAAAAACUAUUUGAGGGUUGUGCUGUAUUUUAUUUAGUUUAUUAUAAAUGAACUAAUAUAUAGAAACGAACUAUAAUACAAUAACAACUUUAGUGAUCAAGGUAUAACCCUUUGUUAUUUUCUUAAAUACUACUUAAUACUGAGUUUUGUUAGUUGUGAUUCGCAAUAUGUCAAAAUUAAUGACCUGUCACAAAAAAGAAUUGAUAAUGUGAUAAUUAUAACAUUUGAUCAUAAUUGAUCAAUAGAUGAAUAUUUGAUUUCAAAACUUCUUUUCUCUUGACUGUACAAGUACAAUGAGGGGAUUCGUUGGGAUUUGCAAAAUAUAGAGGGGAUCACAAGAGAUUUAAAAUUGUGGAUCAGUGGAUCAGUUUAGGGGAUCAUAUGGUAAUAACCCGUAAAAUAUUAGUUAAAAACUAAAAUAAAGUUCCAGGUAGUAAAUGAUUAUAUUUAGUUACAAAUUCAAAUACAAAUACAAAUACUAAGUGUACUUGUCUCCCAGUUGACUGACAAACAUCAGUAGACAGUAUAUUUGUUUACCCUCUUUCACUGUCGACCACUAUCUUCAUCUUGACUUCAUGCGGCGUUACUAUUGUCAUUCUUCCCGACACAUUCAUUGUAUCUGAACGUAAAACUGGAAAUAGUCAACCCGUGGCUAUAGAAUUUGUAAUCGCUCGAGAAAAAAUCAAAAGCAUGCCAUGGUAACAUAUCAUAAGUAGUGAUAGUCGUCAUUAAAAAAGACUACGAAAAUCUUGAAAUAUAUAACAAUUUAUUAAAGCAGAGAUAACACUGGUCGUAGGGUUCUGUGUCUAACCAGACCCCGCCUGGGUAAACCGCCUAAUUCCCAAUGCGGGACUGAUAAUCUAUCUUUCGGGUCAGUCUUUCUAUUUUAUAAGUUGUUUCUACUAUUUAUACAAUUACUUAUUUAUACAAUUACUUAUUUUUUAAUAUUGUAUACAGAGGUGAAUAGGGACAUAAAAGCAUGAUUAUUUGCUCAACAAAGUAAUAGAUUCAAAAGUAUCAAUUAGUAUUUAUGUUAGCAAGAGUAUCAGGCUGUGGGCUAAGCUUAGUUGUACGUUUAGUAUGUAAAUAUUCACCCAGAUACAUAAUUCGCACCACCUUGCAUUUUUAAAUACAAAAAUAUAAUUGGAAUCAAAGAAGUUUUCCCCGGUUUUACAAAUUCAACAUUUCAACAAGGACGUACGAAAAUGACGUUUAGUAUUACUAAUUCCCAAAUUGCAUAAUAGCUUUUCAUUAAAAUAAUUAUUAAUAUAAAGAUCGAACACUAAGAAAAACAUUCUUCGAUCCAUCUGGAUUCGAACUAAGCCACGGAAAGAACC
Hyposmocoma kahamanoa is the source of this 3061-nucleotide messenger RNA. Its product is annotated as cytochrome b5-related protein-like. Gene Ontology annotation, biological process: lipid metabolic process. The record is from RefSeq and is a predicted model, not a curated record. Gene Ontology annotation, cellular component: mitochondrion. Lineage: Eukaryota; Metazoa; Arthropoda; Insecta; Lepidoptera; Cosmopterigidae. The coding region runs from base 174 to 1505 and encodes 443 amino acids. The transcript is spliced from 6 exons. Gene Ontology annotation, molecular function: heme binding.